AUGAAAACCACAAUGGUUAGAAUAAGCCCAUUGUGGUUCAUACUUCUGAUCAUGCCUUGUUUCUUUGCAACUCAUGCUUAUAAGGGUAAAUUACCUUUGAGGACUCUUUCUAGUGGUACUAAUCAUGAAGCAUUAAUGCUUCAAUUGAAUUCAUUCAAAGCCUCUUUCACCAAACAUGACUCCAUUGCUUCACCACCUUCUCCUACUCCUUCUCCUAUGCAAUCACAAGAUCUCAAGAAACCACAUGAAUACCUUGUGACAUCUUAUGGUGCUGAUCCAACAGGAAACUCAGAUAGCACUGAGGCUCUUCUUGAAGCCAUGGCAGAUGCUGCAAAAGGUCCAAGUAAAGGGUUUUUGAUGAAUGGCAUAAUUGACCUUGGAGGUGCUCAGAUUAAUCUUCAAGGUGGAAAUUACUUGAUCAGCAAGCCUUUGCAGUUUCCAAUGGCUGGUGUUGGAAAUCUCAUGAUACAUGGAGGAACAAUAAAAGCCUCCAAAAAUUUUCCAUCAAACAAAAAUCUAAUUGAUUUAUCAAACAUUGGUUCCACCUCAUCCUCCUACAACUAUGAAUACAUAACUCUCAAAGAUCUCUUUCUAGACUCAAACUUCAAAGGUGGAGGAAUUUCAAUCAAAAACUCACUAAGAAUCAACAUAGACAAUUGUUACAUCACACAUUUCACCACAAAUGGAAUUUUAGUCGAAAGUGGUCAUGAAACAUAUAUCAGAAACUCUUUUAUCGGACAACAUAUAACUGCUGGAGGUGACAAAAAUGAAAGAAAAUUUUCAGGGAUUGGAAUUAACCUUCAAGGGAAUGAUAAUGCAAUCACUGAUGUUGUGAUUUUCUCAGCUGCUAUUGGAAUUAUGAUUACUGGUCAAGCUAACAUAAUUUCUGGUGUUCAUUGUUAUAAUAAAGCUAGUGCAUUUGGUGGUACAGGAAUUUAUUUGAAACUACCAGGUUUAACACAAACAAGGAUUGUAAAUUCUUACAUGGAUUACACAAACAUUAUUGCUGAAGAUCCUGUCCAACUUCACAUCUCAAGUACUUUCUUCUUUGGUGAUGCAAAUAUUGUUCUAAAAUCAAUCAAAGGUAUUGUAAAUGGUCUCAACAUUGUUGACAACAUGUUCUCUGGAACAAACUAUGGUGUUGAAAUUGUGAAGCUAGACACAUCAAUAACUCAUUUUAGUCAAAUUAAACAAGUUUUUGUUGAAAGAAAUGUUGUGACUGGUAUGAAUUUAAAGGCUACUUCAGCAAUGAUAUCUUUGCAUGGAAAUGGAACUUCAUGGGUUGCUGAUUUUAACAAAAUUUUGAUUUUUCCUAACCUUAUUAGCAAUGCUCAAUACUCAUUAACUGCUAGUGGUAACAUGUUUCCAAAUCAUGUUAUUAGAAAUGUCUCUAAGAAUUGUGUUUUUAUUGAAACAAAUGAGGUUGUCACUGCAAAUGUUUUUGUCAAAGUGGAUCAAUGUGUUACAAGUUGA
Vicia faba (fava bean) is the source of this 1473-nucleotide messenger RNA. The record is from the annotation of a GenBank genome assembly. NCBI's taxonomy places the organism in Eukaryota, Viridiplantae, Streptophyta, Magnoliopsida, Fabales, Fabaceae.